CCAGGGAUUCUCUAUAAAGGAAGGGCCAAUGGACUCGCUUUGCCCCUCACCAACAACCGUCAAAGUGCUCAGGAUUUGUUGAACCCUUCGCAAUCACUCCGAUCAAUCAAUCAAUCAAGCAAUCAUGAAGUUCAGCCUAUCGAUCAUCGCCUUGACUGUCUCCUUUGUCGCGUUACUCGUCCAUGCUAACGAGGACGGUUUGAUCAACAUUCCGCCGUGUUCGGCCAAUGCCAAAUUCUGUGAACACGGAGCUCAUUGUCAGUAUCCUGGCUCCACAGCAACUUUCAAAGCUAACGUAAUAGGGGACCCUCAAUGCAACAGAUUCGCAUGCCCGGGUACUGCCAACAUCUUUUGCAAUUAGCCUCCUCCCUGCAAGCGACUUUAUAUAAAGAAGAAUUAUCCUCCAUAUAUAUUUAUAUAUAUCUUUUGUCAACAUCCAAUCAUAUCAUAUCAUGCUGGAACAGUUUAAUUAUCCAUUGC
This is a messenger RNA of Puccinia graminis f. sp. tritici CRL 75-36-700-3, 480 nucleotides long. RefSeq lists its product as uncharacterized. Lineage: Eukaryota; Fungi; Basidiomycota; Pucciniomycetes; Pucciniales; Pucciniaceae. The coding region runs from base 125 to 361 and encodes 78 amino acids. The transcript is spliced from 3 exons. The record is from RefSeq and is a predicted model, not a curated record.